Molecule: messenger RNA, 744 nt
Organism: Rasamsonia emersonii CBS 393.64
Lineage: Eukaryota; Fungi; Ascomycota; Eurotiomycetes; Eurotiales; Trichocomaceae
Exons: 3
Coding region: 1-744 (247 amino acids)
Molecular function (GO): ATP-dependent chromatin remodeler activity; ATP binding
Source: RefSeq, a predicted model, not a curated record
AUGCACCACGUUGGUGGCUUGAAUGAACCCGUCAGGGAUGCUCUCGUUGCCGGUGCUGUCUACGACUUUGUCGUCAAUGUAACAGACAAGGGUUCCACAAAAGUCAUUGACCUGAGCGCCGAAGACCAGGAUUCAGACAACAAUAAUUCUGACCUUUCAGAUCCCAAGAGUGGUGGUCAAGAGACAGUUAUGGGCGACUUGGAAGGUGAUACUACUUAUGUGAUUGCUACCCUGCCCAAUGCAGACAAUAGCGAGGACAAUGAUGACCUUCAGGUAGAUGACUUCAACAAGUCGGAACAGUGUGAGUACUACAUGUGUGUCUUCCAGGACAGCCUGCGAUGUGAGCAGAUGGGCGAGGAGUCCAUGGACUCUAUCUGGCCUUGGUUCCUAGCAUUUUUCAAGCUCAAGAAGAAAGGUGCCACCCAGAAACCAAAUGAUAAGAUCCCUCUGAAAGGUCUGAAGCCCAAUCGUUAUCUCUACCCAUACCAAGCAUAUGCGGCCUAUUGGAUGCUGUGCAAUGAACGCACUGAUUGUCAUGGUGGCUUUCUCUGCGACGAACCAGGAAUGGGGAAGACACUAACAAUGGUUAGGGUUAGGGUUAGCUAUGAAAUUCGAAGCAGACCCCCAGAUGAACUUCGUUCGACUUUUGACAUGACCGGAAUUUUAUGGGAGUGUUCGGAAUGCAGGCUCUGGAUUUUCGACUCCCCGUCACAGCAUGCAUUUCAUUCUGGUGGCUAUGGCUAG